AUGGCUACAGCGGGAGUCAAGCGCAAGAGUAGCGCCGACGAUAAAAGUGAGAAGAAGCAGAAGACGAGUGAGAAGCGCGAGAGGAGCGAGAAGAAGGACAAGAAAUCCGACAAAACUUCCUUCACACCGACCGUGAAGCGCUCGCACCUCGAAGCCGCCGCCAACAACGACGAUGACGAGGACGACGAGGAGGAGUUCAACGGCAUCUCCGACGAAGACAACGGCAUCAAUCCGGAGCGAGUCGAGGCGAUUAAAUCGAGCAACAAUCCCAAUGCAAAGGGCUUCAAACUUGAUGGCUCGUCAGCGGAGGCACACGCCAAACAGAGGGUGCUGGCAAAGGAGCGGAGAGCUGCAAAGCCCAAUGCCGAUGUCGUGCAGCGCAGUAAACAACUGUGGGAGCGUCUGCGGAGGAAAUCACAUGUUCCCAAGGAAGAACGGGCGGAAUUGCUGGCGGAAUUGUUCAAAAUCAUCGAUGGACGGGUCCGGGAUUUUGUCUUCAAGCAUGACAGCGUGCGAGUUGUACAGUGUGCCAUCAAAUAUGCCAGACCGGAACAACUCAAGGGGAUCGUGAAGGAGUUGAAGAACGAUGUGCGAGAUUUGGUGGAGAGUCGGUAUGGAAAGUUCUUGGUGGCCAAGAUGGUCAUGCAGGGCGAUCGUGAGGACAAGGACAUCAUCAUUCCGCAAUUCUAUGGGCAUGUCAAGAGAUUGAUCAACCACCCGGAGGCGAGCUGGAUUGUGGACGACAUUUAUCGACAGGUUGCAACACAGGCGCAAAAGGAUAUGAUGUUGAGAGAAUGGUAUGGCACCGAGUUUGCGCUUUUUGGCAAGGACAAGAGUGCCGGACAGCGCCGCUUCGGCGAGAAGGCAGAAGCUGACGAUGCUUCCGCCAAUCUGAAAGAGAUUCUGGAGAAGAGCCCGGAGAAGAGGAAGCCAAUUCUCGGCUACCUCAAGCAAAUGAUCAACAACCUCGUCCAGAAGAAGAUGACCGGAUUCACCAUGCUUCAUGACGCCAUGCUGCAGUACUUCCUUGCCUUGGAGCAGGGCACUGAGGAGCAAAGCGAAUUCCUCGAGAUCCUCAAAGGCGAUAUUGAUGCCGAGGAGGAGGGCGGUGGUGGAGAUCUCUACCGAAACUUGGCUUUCACCAAGAACGGAAGUCGUCUCGUCUGUCUGACUCUCGCACACGGAACUGCCAAGGAUCGAAAGGUGAUUUUGAAGUGUUUCAAAGACAACAUCGAACUCAUGGCUUGUGAUACCUAUGCAAAGAUGGUCCUCGUGACUGGUCUUGAAGUUCCGGACGACACAAGAAAUGCUCUGCAAGCCAUCCUCCGCGAACUUCUUGGACUACAAAUCGAAAACUCACAAGAACGAUUCGAUAGGUUGGAAGGGUUGAUCACGAACCUCAACGCACGACUCCCAUUGCUGUAUCCCAUUGCACCGGAAGCGAAAUGGCUACUCAAAGCAGGCGAGGAAAAGACACUUCUCGAUGAAGUCCACGCCAUCCGCACAACCACAUCAAAAAAGGCACCUGAAGUAAGARGACAAGAACUCAUCGCACAUCUUGCCGGACCUCUUCUGGAAUUCGUGGCAGAGCGUGCAGGCAAUCUCGUACAAUCAAGUUUCGCCGCACAAGCCAUUACGGAGAUUCUUCUUGAAUGCCCUGGAGAUAAGAGAGCGGCGGCUGUCGAGGCCGUUGCUGCACUUGCCGAGGGGACACCGUUGGAAGAAGGACAUAUCGCUCAGGAUCCCGCUGCGAGUCGCAUGUUGAAGACGCUUGUCUCUGGUGGAAGCUUUGACCCCAAAACAAAGACCGUCAAGCUUGCGGAGCCGAGACUGGGAUUCGCCGAGGUGCUGUAUGGAGUUAUCGGAGAACAUGUUGUGGAAUGGGCAUGUUCAGACGCCAGCUUCGUGGUGGUCGCCAUGUUGGAAAGCGAGGAAGUUUCCGACAAAAUCAAGGACAAGAUUCGAAGUGCGUUGAAGAAGGGAAAGAAGCAUGUUGAAAAAGCUGCUGCUGAGGGUCAGAAGGCGUUGGAGAAGAAGGUCGUGGCGCAGCAGGAUGAUGAUGAUGAGGAGAUGGGUGGUGUCCCUGUCGAGGAGCCGAAGAAGAAAAAGUCCAAGUCGGCGGGCGGCGUCAAAAAGGGGAAUGCGGGUGCGAAGAUUUUGUUGCAGAAGUUGUGA
Messenger RNA from Ramularia collo-cygni, 2175 nucleotides. Its product is annotated as related to PUF6 Member of the PUF protein family. The record is from RefSeq and is a predicted model, not a curated record. Gene Ontology annotation, biological process: regulation of translation. The transcript has a single exon. NCBI's taxonomy places the organism in Eukaryota, Fungi, Ascomycota, Dothideomycetes, Mycosphaerellales, Mycosphaerellaceae. Gene Ontology annotation, cellular component: nucleolus. The coding region runs from base 1 to 2175 and encodes 724 amino acids. Gene Ontology annotation, molecular function: mRNA binding.